UUGUUUUUCCUCUCUUUUGUCAUCCCCUGCCCAUUUAAGCUCCACCACCACCACCACCAUCAGAAACAGAGCACCAACAAUGAGGUAGAGGUAGAGGUAGAGGAAGAGAAUGCAAGAUAAGGCAGAGAUUGGAGGAGGAAGAAAGUGGGGUAGGCCUAAACAAAGAGCACUGUAAGAAGAGGUAUACUUCUCUCUCUCUCUCUCAAACCAGUAGAAGGAUGCAGAGUAGCCAAUGUGGGGUGGAAGAAGAGUACAUAGACAUGGAGGUGAGCUCCACACACCCCAUUGAAACCACCACCACCUCCACCAGCACUAUAGAAUUUGAUUUCCACCGCCCCAACUCUGGUUCGGACCACAACAACCACUCUGCACCCUCCCCUGCUGAUGAGCUCUUCUACAUGGGCAACCUCCUCCCCCUCCACCUCCCGCCUCGCCUCCAUAUGCUCCAUUCCCUCCUCAUCUCUUCGUCUUCGAGGCAACAACAACAUCAGACUACCUCAGCUGAUGCUUCUUCCAUUGUCCCCCCCCUCUCUUUAUCAGAGGGAGCCACUCCUUUUGAAUCCUGCGACGCCACACCCUUGGAUUCCUGCCAUGUUAGCGGUGAGCUCAAGCCCGAAUGCUACUUCGAUGUGAGAUAUUUCGAUGCCAAGGAUACCUUGUACACUUCCAUUGCUUUAGAGAGAGAGGGGGAGGAAGAAGGGGUGGAAACUAAGAAGAAGUGGUCUAAGAAGCUUAAGCUGAUUAAUCCUUACUCUUCUCUGGGUCUCAAGCUCAAGGCAUCCAGAGCUUAUAUUAAGUCCCUCUUCACCAGGUUAACCGGCAACGAGCCGAGCCAACCUCACUGCAAGCAGCCGCCUCCCCCUCCUCCGAAUUCUUCCAGUGUGAAAAAGAAGAAGAAGAAUCCAUUUGGGCAGAUAGAGAGAGAAAGCUAUUACCAGUCAUUGUCAAGGAAAACCACCAAGGAAGAGAAGUCAUCUUCCUUGGCAUUGGCUGAUGGUUUGGAGACACACAGGAGAUCUUUUUCUGGCGCCACUAAAACCCAUUUGAACUCUGCAACUCACAGGCAUGCUCCUCCCCCUCCUCCUCCUCCUUGUCUCUCUAAUUCCUCUUCUCUUAUGUUGGGGGGAGAGUGGGUGGUGCUUAAGAGGAGCAGCAGUACAAACUCAGAGGUGGAGUGCUCGAUACAGGGGGCCAUUGCUUACUGUAAGCAGUCACAGUUGAUGCCGUCGAGGAAGAGUGAUGCAAGCAGUCAUUGUUCUUUGUCUAUGUCGAGGAUUGCUGCAGCUUGUGAACACCAAGAGAGGCCCGGCCUAUGCAGAGGCUGAAAUUUUGAACACUCCAUUGUAUAAAGGCAUCAGUGGUUCUGAAAGAACAUUAAAAAACAAAAAAAACCAGAGCCAUUUUGUAUACAGUGUGAAGUUACAGGGGAGGUUGCAGUUCAAGAUCCAGUUAAGCAAGAUCAGUCUUCAAUUAUAACCCUCUCACUUUCUCUCUCUCUUUGUGCAAUUGCCAUUCUUUUCACUCUGUUUCUCUCCUGUGAAAUCCCCUCUCGAGAAAAUAAUGGUGAAUAUCCCACAAUUGCCUGUAAAUGGCAAGAGAAAUUACCUUUUCAAAUGUUAGGGAAAUUUAUCAAAAA
This is a messenger RNA of Amborella trichopoda, 1636 nucleotides long. Its product is annotated as putative membrane-associated kinase regulator 4. Gene Ontology annotation, molecular function: kinase inhibitor activity. NCBI's taxonomy places the organism in Eukaryota, Viridiplantae, Streptophyta, Magnoliopsida, Amborellales, Amborellaceae. Gene Ontology annotation, cellular component: plasma membrane. The record is from RefSeq and is a predicted model, not a curated record.